Molecule: messenger RNA, 412 nt
Organism: Myotis davidii
Lineage: Eukaryota; Metazoa; Chordata; Mammalia; Chiroptera; Vespertilionidae
Product: immunoglobulin omega chain-like
Exons: 2
Coding region: 14-412 (132 amino acids)
Biological process (GO): immunoglobulin production; immune response
Source: RefSeq, a predicted model, not a curated record
GGCUGUGAGCACCAUGGCCUGGACUCCUCUGUUCCUUGCGCUCCUCUCUCACUGCACAGGGUCCCUCUCCCAGGUUGUGGUGACUCAGCCGCCCUCCCUCUCUGCAUCUCCGGGAGCCCCAGCCAGACUCACCUGCACCCUGAACAGUGACGUCAGUGUUGGCGUCUAUAACAUACGCUGGUUCCAGCAGAAGCUCGGGAGCCCUCCCUGGUAUCUCCUGAGAUAUACAUCAGAGUCAGAUAAGAACCAGGGCUCCGGGGUGCCCAGCCGUUUCUCUGGAUCCAAAGAUGCCUCGGCCAAUGCGGGGCUCCUGACCAUCUCGGGGCUGCAGCCUGAGGACGAGGCCGACUAUUACUGCGCUACAACUCAUGGCAGUGGGAGCAGCUUUCGUUACCCACAGUGUCUCAGAUGA